This is a messenger RNA of Medioppia subpectinata, 586 nucleotides long. Lineage: Eukaryota; Metazoa; Arthropoda; Arachnida; Sarcoptiformes; Oppiidae. The record is from the annotation of a GenBank genome assembly.
GUGUCUGUAGAAGAGAUCUUUGGGUAGGAGUGAACCCAAACCACAUUUGGCAGUCUUUGCCGGCGUUUUGUCAUAUCAGCCGCUGUUUAGCCCAAUACUGACGACUCACUCGACUUAAUACAUAAGUGGCAAUCGUUAGGCAAACUAAUCACAAGAAUUCAUUUGCAUCUCUCAGUUACGUCUCCGACUCUCUAAUCGUUCACAUCUUCUUCUUCUUGUUAUUUACAUUUUUGUGGAUCACUUGUGCCUUAAAUCCAUCCCAAAAGCUAUGGCUCAUUACGGUAUUCAGGCUGCGGUCACCGCCAAGACUUUGUCCAAACGAUCGCCACAAGUGGAGAAGGCUGUCAUCGAUUGGGUUUUUCAAACCAUUGGAGAGCCCGCGCCCGAGGGCUCCUUCGAGGACGCCCUUCGCGAUGGAGUGGCUCUUUGCAAACUCAUCAAUAAACUCAAACCCGGAGCCGUUGAUAAGAUCGCCACCGGAGGCAGCGGUUACGUACUGAUGGAGAAUAUCAACAAAUUUAUAAAAGCCGCCCAAGACUUUGGUGUAGCGCACGACCAGCUCUUCCGGACCGUCGACUUAUACGAG